This is a messenger RNA of Macadamia integrifolia, 2818 nucleotides long. RefSeq lists its product as uncharacterized. The record is from RefSeq and is a predicted model, not a curated record. Lineage: Eukaryota; Viridiplantae; Streptophyta; Magnoliopsida; Proteales; Proteaceae. The transcript has 3 exons. The coding region runs from base 86 to 2620 and encodes 844 amino acids.
GAACUCAUGAGAAACGGGAGGAGUAUAAUCCGAGACUACUGAAAGAGCUUUCAAAAUCCAACUCGACCAAGAAACCCAAAAAAUUAUGGAAAAACAGAGCAGCUCUUCGAGCUUUUCAACCAAUUGGAUCGUUGAGCAUGGAUCUCUCGAGAAUUCUCUCACUUUUGAGUCUUCAGAUUCUCUAAUCGAUGAAGAUAUUGAAACCAGUCCGAAGGAUUAUCUGCUUUUGAAGCCUGCUUCAUCGGAUUCAGAACCUUGCGAAAUCAAGAUUAGUUUCAGCCAGAAACAUGAAGUCCGGCAGGUCUAUGUGCGGAGUACUGCUCGAGUAUAUGAGAUAUACUAUGCACCCUCCUUGCAAAGUGGUGAUGAAUAUCUCUGCACUGUACGUUGUGGCAUUGCCACUAAGGAGGAUGAAAGUUUCCAUGCCAUUGAUAAUGGAGAAUCUAUAGCUGCAAUGCCAAUGGGGUCUACAGAAGAGAAAGCUAAGAGUGAAGUUACUAAUAGCUCCAAUGAGGAUGAUUGGGUAGAAGUGAAGGUACCUGAUUGUCCCUCACUUGAUGGCAAAACCAAUUUUCAGUCAAAAGACACAGGACACUUGGGAAGAACCAUUCAGGAUAUGUAUGAGGCUACAGCGGAGAUUAGUGAUGCAAGCCCUUGCAUCUCCCUUACACUGCGAUUGCUCUCACUUCAGACCAAGGGAUCUGUCCAUGUAGAUGAGAUCUAUGUAUUUGCUGAUCCUGUUGAGUCCAUUGAUACAGACCAAGCGGUGGGGCCAGCAGAUGACUCAACAAGAAGUUCUUUAGUGGCUAUGCUUGUUCCUACUCUUCUGCAACUGUCUAGAAGUGGGAGCGGCAAAGCACAGGAUAGGCGUGUCUCUGAUAUCAGGGAUGGUGUAAUGAAGACAACCAAAUUAAGUGGCAGUUCAAUAGGGAAUACAGUACGACCAGAAGAGAAGUCCACUAGUGCUGAUCAAUUUGAAAUGAAUAUUCAAGAAGUGACCCAGGCCAAUGCAGAAUCUAUGAAGUUGAAUUCCAGCAUGGGUGGUCAGCAGGAGGUGACAAUACAGGAAGGGAUCCAUUCCACACAGUUAGAGUCUGGGACACAGGUGCUGGGUAUGGGGCAGAAAUAUGAUUCUGUCACUGUAGAAAAUGAUUCGACUUGCAGCCGUCUAGAUAGAAUUUUGGAUCAGCUGGUUUGCCGAAUCGAGAGAUUAGAAACUGUGUGUUCAAGAUUCGAAGAAAACAUGCUGAAGCCCCUUGUUGGCAUUGAGACGAGGCUCGGGCGACUAGAGCAGCAACUGGAGAUAUUUACAAUGAGAUCCCAGCCGUCUGGAUUAUACUCAUGCACAAGGAUUGCCGCUCCUGAAUUUUCAUGCAAUGAAUCUGAGUCCAACUCCUUUUACAAUGAUGGAAUUGAAAACCGAGGUAGUGGGGGACCAGAAACAUCCAAGGAUGAUAGUCAUUUUGAUAAACCAUCGUCUGCCAUAGAUGUUGCAUCAGUUCCAGUGGAUGUAUCUCAGUUUCCAGGUCUGGUAAUUACUGCCCCGGAGUUCUCAAAUGCUGAUGAUGAAGAGGAUGAUGGUGAUGAUCUCUGUGAGGGUAAGAACUGCAAUGAGGAUUCUGAGUCUGCAAGGAAGGAUCUCCAUGCGAAUAAACGGGCUAUUUCCAUUGAUGAUGCUUUAGCUUCAGCACUUUCAGGGUUCUUAUCUUCAGCUGCAGUUCAUCCUCCACAAUUUACCCAGACUUUGAUUAUUAAAGCUCCUGAUUUUACUAAUGAAGAGGAUGGGAAUGAUGAGAAAAUGAAGUCGCCGGUCAUUUCAUGUGAAAGAGGUACAGAUCCUACAUUCUUUAUCGGUGAAGAAAAUGGAACUGCAGAUGUGGAAGAUUCAGCAUCUCCUUGCAUCACCAAGGCAACAGCCAAAGAGCCUCUCAGACAAGAUGAGCCAUAUGAAGAUGGAAUAGAAAGCAACAUAACUAUUGUUGAAAAUGGGCAUGACACAGAAAUAAACAGUGGAGAUGUAACCAGAGGAGUGAAGUCCAGCAAAGGUUGUCCCACAGACCAGCUUCACAAGCGAGGGAAUGAAAACUGUGGCCCCAUAUUUAAUUUAACUUUCCUUGGUGACCAGUCUCUCACAAAUCAGACUGAUGAAGGCCCAAUACAUAUUUUGGAAGGGGCCGAUGCUGAGAGUGAGCUUUUCGUAGAACACAAUGGUGAUCAAAGUCUUGAUUCUAGUACUGAAGGAGCCACUCCCUGCACUGACUCAACCACUGCUAGAGAGAUCCAAGGUGCAGAAUUAAGCAAUAGUGUUUUGCAGAACAUUAUUGAUCAUACAUAUAGUCCAGUAGAUUUCAAUCUUCCACUCCUGGAAGUAGAAUUCAUUCCACAAGGAAGCUGGAAGGCUAGGUCCCCUCUUGAAGCCCUUCUGAAUGACAUACCAGCAAUUAAAGCAGAAGAUUUUUGUGUGAGGUAUAGAGAGAAUGAAGUGACAGAACUUCCUACUGACUCUGAUCAGCUUUUGGUAGAAGUUGAUGAUUUUACAGUGAAAGAUUUUCCUUCAAACACAAAAGGUGAAGUACCACUAAAAUGCAGCGAUGAGGAGCCAUUCACAAGCCUCAUAUGAGGAUGGUUGGUCGGUUCCCAGUAGUGUUUUGUAUGCGAGGAUGGAAGAUGCCAAUGACCAUUUAAUUAUGGGUUCUAAUUGUGUUUUGAGGUAACUAACCGAAACCUUAUGGAUGCGUAUAUAUUCUAAGCCAUGGAUCUGUUGCAUUCUUUUCUUUUCUUUCUUUAGUAAAAAUCAAAAGUUCUUUGAUAGAAAGAA